Phlebotomus argentipes is the source of this 603-nucleotide messenger RNA. Its product is annotated as lysozyme c-1. NCBI's taxonomy places the organism in Eukaryota, Metazoa, Arthropoda, Insecta, Diptera, Psychodidae. The coding region runs from base 62 to 574 and encodes 170 amino acids. The transcript is spliced from 3 exons. The record is from RefSeq and is a predicted model, not a curated record.
CAGUUGAAUUGUGGCUUUGCAAAGAAUAACAUUGAGUCCACUGGAAAAAGUGUUCAGCAGAAUGAAACUGUUUGCUUUCGUGCUUCUCGGGUUGUUCCUGGGCCUCUGCGACGCUCGCAGAUAUGAUGAAUGUGAGCUGGCCAGGGAAUUGGCGCAAUACUUCCCUCGCAGUCAACUGCCGGAUUGGAUUUGCCUGGUGCAGAGCGAGAGUAAUUUCGACACUCGCGCCAUGAACAAGCACAACAAGGACGGAUCCUGGGACUGGGGCCUCUUCCAGAUCAACGACCGCUACUGGUGCUCUGGUCAUCACCAUGAGCGCAAGAACAUUUGCGGCAUCGACUGCGAAACAAUGCUGAACUCUGGCCUCGGAUAUCAGAUCAACUGCGUAAAGAAGAUCCACAAGAUACACGGAUUCGAGGGCUGGGAAGGCUGGAAGGCAAAGUGCAUGGGAAGGAAUCUGCCCAGCCUGGAUCACUGCUUCAACACCUCGGCGUACUUUUUCACGAUGGAGUACGACAACUUGCCGGAACUGCUCACGAUCACCAACGGAUUGGGAUUGUUGUCCAAAAAUUAGAAGCAGGAAGAAUAAGCAUGUCAAUGAUG